Messenger RNA from Fomitopsis serialis, 3006 nucleotides. RefSeq lists its product as uncharacterized. The transcript has 7 exons. Lineage: Eukaryota; Fungi; Basidiomycota; Agaricomycetes; Polyporales; Fomitopsidaceae. Gene Ontology annotation, molecular function: guanyl-nucleotide exchange factor activity. Gene Ontology annotation, biological process: regulation of ARF protein signal transduction. The record is from RefSeq and is a predicted model, not a curated record. The coding region runs from base 1 to 2793 and encodes 930 amino acids.
AUGAACUUAUUCGGAAGCUCCCCCACCGCGCAUACACCUCGCAUCGCUCCCAGCCCUUUAUACGACACUCCAACCUACAACGACGAAUCGCCCGAGGAAUACGUCUAUAGACUCACUGAGGCUGUGAGCAAGGGUGAGGUGGCUGCUGUCUUGGCAUCUAGCGCGGACCCAUUCCACGCGAGAGCACUGCGCGCUUGCAUUGAGCGUUUCAACUUCCGCGGCGAUCCGUUAGAUGUCGCGGUCCGUAAGCUGCUCAUGGAAGUUGGCUUGCCGCGAGAGACGCAGCAGAUUGACCGUGUCAUCGAGGCGUUUGCUGUGCGUUACAUGCAGUGUAAUCCGAGCAUGUACACGUCCGACGAUCAUCCGUACAUCCUCGCGUUCAGCCUGAUCAUGCUGCACACGGAUGCCUUCAACAAGCAUAACAAACGCAAGAUGACGAAGGCCGACUACAUGAAGAAUACGCGGCUCCCUGGUGUUCCUCCAGAGGUAUUGGAUUGCUUCUACGACAACAUCGUCUUCGCCCCGUUUAUCUUCAUCGAGGACUCAGGAGAUCAUGGCCACCGCAAUACCCUUCCAGACCCUGUGAAUGCACGUCGAAUGUCUGUAUACAACGUCCCUCCAACACCCGGCUCGUCGACAUUGCUAGGCAAGGGCAACAAGAUAGACCCAUAUUAUCUCAUUACUCGAGAUCUGCUCAACGACCUGCGCGUGAACGUAGCUUCGAUCGUUCCUCCAGAGAGUCCUUAUUUUUACCGGGGCACUGGAGGUUCUUGGGAUGAAGAUGAGCUUCUGCGCGCCUUCACGAUGGCGGGCGCCAUCGCAAUCGUCACUGAAGGCCAGUACGGAACCACACCGUUCUUCGGGCUCAGCGUGUCAGGUGGUCCCGGUCCUUUACAGGCGCCAGUGACAGCAGGCAUGCCCACCCUGGGGGCAUACGGAGGAAUGGCCACCGUGAGGAUAACCAAGGUCGGAUUGCUGCUGCGGAAAGAAGACAUCGUCGAGGGUGGCCGGCGUGCGAUUAACCGUAAGUGGCGGGAAUGGUGUGUGGUGCUGACGGGCUCGCAUCUGCUCUUCUUCCGCGACCCGUCUUGGGUGACUUCGAUCCAGGCGACGUUGGCGUCAGGCAGGCGACAUGUUUCUCAGCCUCUGAUGCCCCAGCCAGACGAGUACGUCUCCGUGAAGGAUUGUGUCGCUGUCUUCGAUAAGUCCUAUUCGAAGCACCCACAUACCCUACGCCUCGUGUUACCUGAUGGGAAACACUAUCUCCUACAGACACAUGCAGAGCAGGAGAUGAACGAGUGGAUCUCUUGCAUCAACUAUGCCAGCGCGUUCAAGACCACCGGCAUCCGGAUGCGCGCGCUGGGUAUGGCAAAUCGCGAGAUCGAGCUGACGGGCAUCGCAGCUGCCGCCUCGCACGUGCGAGAGAUGAAGCAUCGAGCCACACCGGUAUCUCCGCGCGUGCACACAUGGUACGGCGGGCUAGACAUCGAUUUGCAGUCCUCUGCGCCAGCGUCGUCUCCGGCCGCGCCCCUACCGAAUUCAACACCGGUGAGGAAGUCGUCCGUCUCUACCGAGUCUUCGUCUGUCGUGAACGAGAGCUCGGCGAAACUGUUCAAGGCGACGUUCGACCAGGUGAAGACGGAGCUCGCGGCUUCCUCACGCUGGUCCGCCGAGAAUCCGAAUGGCAAGUCAAUCGCACGUCCGCGCACACUCAGCCUGGAGUCAUCCACACCGCGAUCCUCUCCUAUUCCACUGGGCUCAGGCUCGCACAGUGCAAAUUCGCACUCCGGCGAACGCUCUCGCCGGAUGUCUCGUUCAGACGUCAUCCGAAGAAAGCUGCACGACCUCGAGGAGCGGAUCUCGACCGCGCAGACGCAGCUCGAGACAGAGAUGCGGCUCGUGCGGAACCUGGCGGUGCUGACUCCGUUUCAGCGCGCGACGCGGGAACGCGUGCAGGUCGCGGUGCAAGGCGUGGCGAAGCGGAUCAUGCAGGCGCGGCUCGAGAUCGAGAAGCUCGUGUGCUACCGCGACGUGCUCGCGGACGACCUGCAGGCGGGCGAGCGCGACUGGGAGCGCACGAAACGCAUCGCGAUGCGCGCGGCGACGGACCGGCUUGCCUCGCAGGAGGUGGACAGACAAAAGCGGCCGCGGACGAUGGCGUCUGUGCCGGUGCGCUCGGGUCCGUCGGCCGUGAGCUCGCCUCUCAGUGUUCCCCACUCUGCGAGCACGUCUGCGAUCUCACAGGGGAGGGACGAGUCUAUUGGAGACGACUCGUUCCACUCUGCGCAGUCGAGUGUUGAGUGGCAGGACAUGAGCCCGGGGUGUGCUGCGUUCCUGGACGCGAGAGGGGUACACGAGGCGCACUCGUUCGACUCGCCGACGACGUCUCCGCUGGACACGUCGAACUCGAUGAGCAGGGAAUUCCCGUUCCCUGAUGUGCAUGAGCAGCCGCGGGUCGAGCCUCUCCCGGUGGAGGUCCAAAGCUCCGUGGAGAGCGCCGCGUCGGGCCAUCGCGCGAGCGAUGGCGGUGGGCACGAGAAGUUCUACACUGCGCCUGAGAUGCAGGAAGAGCAGGCGGAAGAAUGGAACAAGACUCGGGCCGCGAAGCGAGUGUCGCUGGUGAAGCUUCCGCCCGACCUGCGGAUUUCUGUGCUGUUUGGGAAGCACGGGCGGAGCGGCAGCGAGACGAUCUCGGAGGCGACCGCCACGGCGCCGUCGUCGCCCAGUGCUGGCGCGCCGGAAAGGCGUGCGUACGGACGGACGAUGGAGACGUUCACGAUGUUGGAUGUGUAGGAUGGUGUGCGGAACGGAAAGCGGGAAGGUGGAUUGAUUUAUUGAUUUCGUGUACACUUGGACUGGACUGGCAGCAUGAUUCCGCUUCGUAUCUGCAUCUGCACCCGCAUACGUUCGUUCUUGCAUAGAGUAGGAGUACACAUAUACCGCAUAAGAUAGUCUAGUGAGUUAUGGCGUAUGUAUAUUGGAGACGAUGAUCGCAGGUGCCUGCCG